CCCAAAACCCCUCUCUACAAACUGUCUGUUUACAAACCCUAACACUGCUCCUACCCAACUCCGUCUCCAAUGGCCUCGCGCUGUCGUUCACUCUCAAAACCAGCUUUUACCCUUCUCAAGUCCUCCAUAACUAAGCCCUCGAGCAAACCCACCACUUCAUUUCAUAUCCCAUGUUCAUCCCCGAAGACGAGUUCAAGGCCAAUGUCUCUAAUGGGUUGUCUUCAAUCUCUACUCCCACUUCACACAGCGGUAUCUUCGGCUCGGCUCACCUCGUGCCUCGGCAUCGACUCCAAGGGCUCGAGGUCGCUGUCUCAGGGUAUGCUCUGCAGUGCAAACCCCGGGGUUUGAUGUUUUUCAUGUAUCUAACUAGGUCUCAGUGUGCCGCGAUAAGAAACUGGUGUCAAAAGUUAGAAGACGGAUGUAGUUUUAUUCAUGAGGAUCAUGGUUUCUCUCCUCAUAAAUUGCUGCAGUAAUAGUCCUGUAUGAUGCUGCAUUGCUGAAACCAUGUGGUUUGUAUUUUUGGCUUUAUUGUUCCAAUGGCUGGAAUCCAACCCCAUUCUUUGUUUUCCUUGCAGCCUACAAUUUAUAUAAUUUUGGAUGUCCUGUUGACCAGGAUGAGAUGAAACUAAUUGGAAUUAUAGCUUAUCUUCUUGUUUUAC
Messenger RNA from Ilex paraguariensis (yerba mate), 659 nucleotides. NCBI's taxonomy places the organism in Eukaryota, Viridiplantae, Streptophyta, Magnoliopsida, Aquifoliales, Aquifoliaceae. The record is from the annotation of a GenBank genome assembly.